Molecule: messenger RNA, 1523 nt
Organism: Priapulus caudatus
Lineage: Eukaryota; Metazoa; Priapulida; Priapulimorpha; Priapulimorphida; Priapulidae
Product: PITH domain-containing protein CG6153-like
Exons: 5
Cellular component (GO): nucleus
Source: RefSeq, a predicted model, not a curated record
UUUGUUGAAAGUGAUUGUGAUGAGGAAUUGCUGUUUAAUAUACCAUUUACUGGCAAUGUGAAACUAAAGGGGAUUAUUGUAAUCGGUGGUGAAGAUGAAACUCACCCUUCAGCUAUGAAGCUAUACAAAAAUAGACCACACAUGACAUUUGAUGAUGUUACUGUAGCACCAGAUCAAGAGUUUGAGAUGCAGCCAGACUAUGAAGGUGUUUUGGAAUAUGCAACAAAGCCUGUAAAGUUUUCAAGUACAACUCACCUAUCGAUCUACUUUCCAAAAAACUUUGGUGCCGACACGACGAAAGUUUAUUACAUGGGCUUGAGGGGGGAAUUCACACAGGCACACCGCCAUGAAGUGACGAUAUGUUCAUAUGAAGCACGUGCCAACCCAUCUGAUCAUAAGACAAACUUAUUUGAAGAGUCACAGCACAGCAUUGGUGGAUUGUAGAGAUGCAUGAAGCCAGUAACUAUUGUCACUCCUUGCUGCAAACAUUGCUUGAAACAUUUAUAAUACUGCUGUGAACGUGUCUAUUGUCAGUAAUGAGCUGUUACCAUUCUUAUUUCUUGACAGAUAUGCAAGUUAAAGUAGGCAAGGAGUCAGCAAGAAUGGUUUGCUUGAAUGGUGCAAUGGCAUGUUGUUGUUGUUUUAUUUUUACUGUACAUACGUAAGAACUGUCUUUGUAUGAUAUGAGUUGAGGGGGUUGGUUUAUGUAAUGCCAUGAACUUCAUGCAAAAUAAUAUAGACUAGAUUCUUUAAAAUGAAUAAACCUCGCAACAAAAAGCUUAUAUACACCUACUGUGGGCAUACUUGCAGUAUGCAAACAUCAGGAAAUGUUCUUAUUGAGCCAGAAAUGUGCUCCGAAGCUGACAAUUUUUAAAACUCUGUCAGACAAAGUUUCGGCGUACAGAUACACAUAGAGCGAUGCAACUGAGAACACUAACAGUAGGCCUACGCUAGCGCAAAUAGUUCCUGGAAAGAAAAGACUAUAAUUAUUUGUUUGCUGAUUGCAUAAGUAAUGUGAAUAACACGAUUUAAACAAGUUUUCCAAUUUUGUACUGAACAAUCAUCAAAUAAUUAAUUAUAACUUGUUCUAUCAUAGAAAAGAACUGUUAAUGAAAACUGUGAUCACUUGGCUAUGUCCCGCAUAUGUAAACACUGUAAACAUUCGAAAGUACUAGUUUCGUAAGACUGUUUAGGUUUGCUGAAGAAAUGUUAUGAAAGUAGCAAUACAAAUGAGUUGUAGUGAAUUUUUGCAACAGACGAGCUCACAGUAGGUAUAUCUAUGCAUUUUGCUGCGAGAACGUGCCAUUUUAAUGCUGGAAUGGUUUUACCUAUGUGUGCAAUUCAUUCACAGUGGACAGAUUCAUGUUAAUAUGAACAAUGGCAUGUCACACUGUUUUCAUUAUUUUACCUGGUGACUCUUUCAUUAUGAUUUUGUACAUUACAUUUUGUACAUUUUGAUUUUGUAGUUAUAUUUGAGCUCAAAACAACUGUACAAAGAAUAAAGUAUACGCAAACGUUACGAA